CCGCCCGCGUCCCCCCGCCCCCCUCCCCCCUUCCCGACUCCGAGUUCGCUAUCCAGUCCUCCCCCUCCGACAUGCCAGUGGCAGCACGGUCGCCUCUCGUAUCCGCCGUCCGGUCGAGGUCGGCGAGGGAGCACGAGAAGAGGAAGGAGGAGCGGGGAGUUAUGGGGCACGUGCUCCGGGUGGUCCGGCGCGACCGGGAGUUCCUGACCCGGCGCUUCCGGUCCGUCUCCAAGGCUCUGGGCGAUAUCUUCUGGCUCCGGAACCUGGAAGAUCCCCGGGCUCUUCAUGCCUCUCGCCCUCCUGCCCAUUGGCCCAAGAUUUCUCACCCGCCAGGACUAUGGGGAGUGGACUUGAUGAUGGCUGAUCUAGAAGCCUUAAAGGUGUAUGCUGGUUACAUACAACUUGCUUCCAGAAUUUGGUCUGUGCCUCUACCUGAUCUAUAUGAUCCGCAGAAGGUAUCAGACUACUUCAACUGCCGGCCUCAUGUCCUAGCAUUCCGAAUUAUUGAGGUAGUCUCUUCAUUUGCCCUUGUUGCCUUAAAAAUGCAAAUGUCAAGAAGUUUCAGCUUGAGUAGGCAUGGUGUGAGCAGGGAUGACAGCUUAUACACUUCACAAUACUAUAUUGGGCUGCUUCUGAAAGAAUCAUUUCUGAAUCUUGGACCAACUUUUGUCAAAGUUGGGCAGUCCCUAUCUACAAGACCAGACAUAAUCGGUUCAGAAAUUUCUAAGGCACUUUCUGAAUUGCAUGACAAAAUUCCUCCUUUUCCAAGGGCAGUUGCAGUGAAGAUUAUCGAGGAAGAACUAGGAUGCCCUGUAGAUAGCAUGUUUAGCUAUAUUUCUGAUGAGCCUGUAGCUGCUGCGUCAUUUGGCCAGGUCUACCGAGGCUGUACACUUGAUGGCAGUAUUGUGGCUGUAAAAGUCCAGCGACCAGACUUGCUUCAUGUGAUUAUGCGAGAUAUCUACAUUUUACGUCUUGGGCUAGCAUUUUUGAGGAAGGUAGCAAAAAGACAGAGUGAUCUUAGUCUCUAUGCUGAUGAGCUUGGCAAAGGUUUAGUUGGCGAGUUGGAUUACACAAAAGAAGCUGCAAAUGCCUCUGAGUUUUUGGAAGCUCAUUCCCAAUAUUCAUUUAUAUCGGUUCCAAAAGUUCUUAGAAAAUUAACCAGAAAGAGAGUUUUAACUAUGGAGUGGAUGAUAGGUGAAAAUCCAAAUAACUUACUUAUGCUAUCCAGGGGAUCUGGUCAAGGAGGUAAUCAUUACUCAGAGAGGAUAAAAUUGGAGGCCAAAACAUGCAUUCUUGAUCUGGUUAAUAAAGGAGUGGAAGCUACACUAGUUCAACUUUUUGAUACAGGCCUAUUACAUGCUGAUCCUCAUCCCGGGAACUUGCGUUAUACACCUGAAGGAUGUAUUGGGUUUCUUGAUUUUGGUUUGCUUUGUCGGAUGGAGAAGAAACAUCAGCUUGCUAUGCUUGCUUUCAUAGUGCACAUAGUAAAUGGAGACUGGGGUGCGCUUGUUUAUGAUUUGACUGAGAUGGAUAUUGUUAGGCCCGGAACCAAUCUACAUCGUGUGAAAAUGGAUUUGGAAGAGGCCUUGGAUGAGGUAGUCUUCAAUGAUGGAAUACCUGACAUCAAGUUUAGUAGGGUUCUAGGUAAAAUUUGGUCCAUAGCACUUAAGUAUCAAUUCCGUAUGCCACCAUAUUAUACAUUGAUCUUGCGCUCUCUAGCUUCCCUGGAAGGAUUGGCACUGGCUGCAGAUCAAAACUUUAAGACAUUUCAAUCUGCAUACCCUUAUGUUGUCCAGAAACUUCUUUAUGAUAAUUCAGCUUCUACGAGGAGAAUCUUAUACUCGGUUGUCUUCAACAAAAGGAGGGAAUUCCAGUGGAAAUUUUUUUUGCUGUUUCUGAGAAUAGGUUCAAUGAGAAAUGGUACAAAUGUGCAUAACAUGUUACUCACCUGCAAAUCCUCUGCAUACAGUCAAAAUGUUCGAGAGGGGGUCUUUGAAGUUGCAAAUCUAAUCUUGCAGCUCUUACCAUCAAAGGAUGGUAUCGUCCUAAGAAGACUUCUGAUGACUGCGGAUGCAACAUCCUUAACUGGAGCAAUGAUUUCUAAAGAUGCAACCUUCAUCCGUCAACAUCUUAGCUGGGCUAUUGCUGAUAUAAUCUGCCACUGGAUGAUUAAGGCUGUUGGAUGGAAUGAAGCACUAGGCCAGCAUAAUCAUCAAGUGAUUGUGGUGAAAGGACAGCAAGAGAGGCAAAUGGACCUACCACCUGCACCUUCUACACAUGUCUUGCAGAAAGUCCUAAGUGACCGCCGGAUGAAAGUAAUAUUUUACAAGGUGCUGCACGAUGUAAGAGGAGAUCCCAUAUUGAUGCUCAGGUUGUCUUGGAGUUCCUUCACAAUCUUUGUGACAGCUGCAGCACUUGCACUGCAUCGUUUUCUUGUCUACUGCUUAGGGGCACUCUUUACCUCUGUAUCAUUUGUACCGAGGCAUGUUGCUGUCAUGUAGUAAGCUAUUGGAAAAAUAGAGGAAAACCGACUCUUAGUGGUUACAAAAAUGAAAGAUUUCUUUAUGUGCACCUUAA
Messenger RNA from Phoenix dactylifera (date palm), 2577 nucleotides. RefSeq names its product Protein kinase superfamily protein (gene ATATH8). The record is from RefSeq and is a predicted model, not a curated record. NCBI's taxonomy places the organism in Eukaryota, Viridiplantae, Streptophyta, Magnoliopsida, Arecales, Arecaceae. Gene Ontology annotation, biological process: protein phosphorylation. Gene Ontology annotation, molecular function: ATP binding; protein kinase activity.